AUGUCUCACCAACACCAAUAUCACCUUCAAACGACACUGCUCCUCCUCGGCCUACCCCCGAAAUCGUUUGUUGGCAUCGAUCUAGCCUCAUUCAAUUCAACCGACCGCUUCCAGGGCAUAAAAUACAUACCACCGGGACUCCAUUUUGUUUAUUUCUCUCCUCAGGGUGAUAUGUCACUACGAACCGGCUUCUGGUUCAAAGCUGCGGACGCGGGCCAACACUCUGUCAUCAUCACAAAAUAUGAUGCAGCUUCAGAAAAACUCCUCGAGGAGUCAGAUAUGGGUGUCGAUGAGGUACUACGGAUUAGGGCAAACCUAGCACAAUUAUACGGGGAAUCCUUGACAAUAUACCGACAGCCAGCUAAAGAUGGGAAAGAGGGGUCAACCCGGCCAGAUGCAGAGCAAUGGGAAGCACUGAGUGAACAUAUAGACGAAGCUUUGUUGCUACGGUGUUUAGGGACGGGGUUAAAGUGCAGCAGCGUUUCAAGUUCAAAGAUGGACAGGGAUAAGGAGGAGGAGAAGUUGAUGGAAUUAUUGAAGGGCGAGGAUGUGGCUGCAGAGAUCGAAUGGACGCCUGUAGACCUGAAACGCACUUGGCCUGAAGGUGCCAUUGGGAGAGACAGGACCAUCAUGGCCAAAGAUAGGUCUUGGGCAUUGGGCGAUAUUGUUGGGAAGCUGGGCAUUGGCGGUGGAGACGGGGAGAAACAGAUGUUGGGGGAGAUACAGCUGGCCUUCUUGAUGGCGGUUACACUGGGGUGCUACUCGGCCAUGGAGCAAUGGAGAAGACUGUUAGGGUUAACUCUAACAUGUAAAACUGCAAUUUUCGAAGAGCAGAAAGAAUUUUUUGGGGACUUGAUGGAAGUUCUACUGACACAAAUGGAGUAUGUUGAUGAGGUGUUUCUGGCACAAUUUGUGGGAGGCGGGGAAGGAGAAGAUAGUUGGUUAGCCAAGCUUUUACGAGGGUUUGGGAAAGGCCUCGCCGAGAUUAUUGACGACGACGCAGAACAGGGGAAAGGGAAGGCCAAGGUUAGAAAAAGCGACAUCCUCGAGCAGUAUAAAGAAAUUGAGUCGCUAGCCAUGAAGAAGUUUGACUGGGCAUUGAAUGUCAAAGACGUAGUGAGAAGGGGAAUGGUCCAAACCGAAGAAGGAGAAAUGGUGGAACUUGAAAUGGUGGGCUUAGAGGAAGAUGACGAGUCUGGGGAGUACGCACCCGUUAUUGUGGAGGAAUAUAUCGAAGGAGAUUCUGCAGAGGUGGAAAUGACACCUGCACCAUGGCCCCAAUAG
Messenger RNA from Morchella importuna, 1284 nucleotides. RefSeq lists its product as uncharacterized. Gene Ontology annotation, biological process: spliceosomal tri-snRNP complex assembly. The transcript has a single exon. NCBI's taxonomy places the organism in Eukaryota, Fungi, Ascomycota, Pezizomycetes, Pezizales, Morchellaceae. The record is from RefSeq and is a predicted model, not a curated record. Bases 1 to 1284 code for a protein of 427 amino acids.